Molecule: messenger RNA, 1560 nt
Organism: Phascolarctos cinereus (koala)
Lineage: Eukaryota; Metazoa; Chordata; Mammalia; Diprotodontia; Phascolarctidae
Gene: CLTB
Product: clathrin light chain B
Biological process (GO): clathrin-dependent endocytosis; intracellular protein transport
Cellular component (GO): plasma membrane; clathrin coat of coated pit; synaptic vesicle membrane
Molecular function (GO): clathrin heavy chain binding; structural molecule activity
Source: RefSeq, a predicted model, not a curated record
CUUCCUUCAGCCGCAGUGACAGCUGAGCCCGAUAGGAAGCGAUCUCUUUGCGGUGCUGGGCCCAGCUCUGGCCUUCUUCUGCCCUCCCCUCCCCUCCUAGGCGGGUUCAGCUCCGCUGGCAGUAUCGGGUUACAGGAGCCACUGCUGUGCCCUGUGCACUAGGAGGUGGGGUGGAGGGGUGGGCAGAGCAGUAGGCACUAGGGCUGGGCACACAUUCGGCAAGGCAGUGGUGGACUGUGUGGAUACACAGUCUGGUAAACCAUGUCUGAUGACUUCGGCUUAUUCUCCUCCGGCGGUGGGGCCCCAGGGCCAGCGGAGGAAGAUCCAGCGGCUGCCUUCCUGGCCCAGCAGGAGAGUGAAAUCGCAGGCAUUGAAAACGAUGAUGAGGGUUUUGGCGGCGCUGAGGGAGCCUUGCAGCAACCGGCAACUGAAAAUGGAACAGGUAUUGAAGACACAGGGACAACAGUCAAUGGAGACAUGUUCCAGGAAGCCAACGGUCCUUCUGACAGCUAUGCUGCUGUAGCCCAGGCAGACAGGCUGAGUCAGGAACCAGAGAGCAUCAGAAAAUGGAGAGAGGAGCAGAAGAAACGGCUGCAAGAGCUGGAUGCGGCUUCUAAGGUGACUGAACAAGAGUGGCGGGAGAAGGCAAAGAGGGACCUGGAAGAAUGGAAUGUGCGACAGAAUGAGCAGGUGGAGAAAAACAAAAUCAGCAACAGGAUCGCUGACAAAGCAUUCUACCAGCAACCAGAUGCAGACAUCAUAGGUUACGUAGCAUCAGAAGAGGCCUUCCUGAAGGAGUCUAAGGAAGAGGUACCUGGCACUGAAUGGGAGAAGGUGGCCCAGCUGUGUGACUUCAACCCCAAGAGCAGCAGGCAGUGCAAGGAUGUAUCCCGCAUGCGUUCUAUGCUCAUCUCCCUGAAGCAAACCCCAUUGUCCCGCUAGGCACCUAUUCAGGGUUACCAAAGAGUAGAGGGUGAGGAGGCUGAGGCAGAGGCCUAAGAAGAAGAGAGGAGGGAAGGAGAAGCAGCUUUGUUUGCUCUGGAAGCCACUCCUCCAAUAGCGACAGCACAAAAUGUUUAGUCAGUUCCCCCUCAUCUUUUGGGGCAAAGGGAGCCCCCUCCCUGGCCUCUUCCUUUCUUCUUAAACUCACCUCCUGAGGUGUCACAUCGACCAUUGGUUUGCCAGGACCAUCGAGUCCCACAGGUCUUUUAUUUUUCUUGGCUUAAAGGUUGUGUUGUUAACUCUUUUUACACUUAUUUAUCAUCAUUCUUGUAUCUUUGGAAGCUACAAUCUAUGUCAGGCUGCCUUUGUAUUAGGUCCUAUCCUACUAUCUAUAUGACCUUUGCAAAGUCCUUUCCUUUUUCUAGGCUUUAGUUUACUCAUCUGUAAGACGAGGGGGUUUCACUAGAUAGCCUCAAGGUCAUUUCUUGCUCUAAAUCAUAUUAGUCUUGCCCAGCUCCAUGACCUUCAAGGACAGUAGAAUCCAAGAGCACAUGUCAGUUACAAUCUGUGGGACCCCAAAAUAGAGCCUUCUCCAGCCCUCACUGGUAUCCCCAGACA